UAUCCCACGGCCUCUGUCUACAGCUCAGGUAGCGUCUCUGUCCCUCCAGGUUGUCACCCCGCCUCACCCCAGCUAGACUAUCAUCUACCAUGGCUGCUUUCAACGGAAAAUGGAAAUUGACCAAGGUGGAUAACUUUGAGGCUUACUUGGACGCCUUAGGUGUCUCUGCUGAUCUCAAAACGAAGGCCGUAAGCCUGCUGACUCCGUCCAAUGAUAUCUUCCAAGAGAUCAACGUGUCAGGGGAUAGCAUCACGUUAAAGUCCGUCACACCGUUGUGGACUCGUGAACACACCGCAAAGUUUGGGGAAGCUUUCAAUGAACCUGACUUGGAAGGAAAAGGUGAACUGACGAUUGUAAUCAAUCAGGAAGGUGAUAAGCUCACAGAACAGCAGACUGGAAAGUACACAUCAACAACGUCAGGGAGAUUGCCGGAGGGAAUCUCGUCUACGUCAGUAUUCACUUGA
This is a messenger RNA of Liolophura sinensis, 464 nucleotides long. Its product is annotated as fatty acid-binding protein 1-like. The record is from RefSeq and is a predicted model, not a curated record. The transcript is spliced from 3 exons. Gene Ontology annotation, molecular function: lipid binding. NCBI's taxonomy places the organism in Eukaryota, Metazoa, Mollusca, Polyplacophora, Chitonida, Chitonidae. The coding region runs from base 90 to 464 and encodes 124 amino acids.